CCCAAGGGUGGAGAAAGAGAGAGGGGUGUAGGAAGUGUUUGCUGAGUGGGUUGGGGUUGAGGACACAGUAGCUCCACUGACCUGAGAAGGACAAUAUUUGCAGACCACACUUGACAUGCACAAACACCCACACACACACAGCCACACACGCACACAUACACACACAAAGGGAUGAAAUAGCCCCUGACGACACUGGGUGUAGGGUACUUAUUUACCAAAGAAAGGUAUACACAGGGCGUGUCCUCCGAGAGAAGCUGUUUGGUUUCCAUCUCGCUGAAAGGGGGUCGUUGUCCUUCUGUCGGGUCUGUUUGACCCGCUACAGAACUCAGUCCGUCGAAGGGUCAACGCAACCACGGCCACAACUGCAGAUCACACUCUUUUCCAACAUCAAGUAGUCACUCGGUCGAUGUCCAAAAUGAGUUGUGAAAAAUGGCCGUUCUCCAAUUUCCCGUCACAUCUUCAAACGGUCUUGUUUUGGCCAAUCGGCAUUGCGAAACCCAAAAACAUCAGUUUAGGCGAAGGUGAAUAAAAGCAUCCUCACGACUCACUAACCGUAGAGAGAGAAUGUUCAGGGUUUUUGCCUGGAAAGUGACGUCAGCUAUCUGUCAACUACUUGUAGCCGAUUUAACUAAUGGAUGAAUUUGUGGCGGCGAUACGCUCAAGACUGAUUUUGACAGCUGCAGAAUCCCCCCCCCCCCCCGUCAGCCCUCUCGGCCUCGUGGUUCUGUGCGCCGCUACAGUUCUCUUCCUGCGAUUGUCCGAUCUCUCUCUGUCCCAUUGUAUUGGCCAAGUUGCCGUGCACCCCGAGGGAAAGUUCUUUGUGCUUUUACACCAGGACGGUUUCCGUUUCUCACCAUCCCGCUGUCACAUGUUGACCCGCUUAAUUUCCCUGUGUGGCACCCCCUUACCACCUGGAAUACACCUCCAAAACAACAGCAAUUACUGUACAUGGUGCUCCUCCACAAGUCACUCACUAGUUGCUCAAAUCUAAGUUGGCGAAGGCCAACGUGCCAAACUCGAGGCUUCAAAGCGGGAUCUCAAACCAACGGUGACGCCACGACGACUCCGCCCAGAUACAGUCCACUCACGAUUGUUUCUGAUCCAGAACACCAUGUUCGCCCUCGGCCGCCAUGCACAUUUAUUAUUUUUGGUGCGCAUUUAUUAUUUUUUGUGCUUUCUUUGUCUCCUUGUUUGCAGAUGUGCACAGUUGUGAGUCAGAGAUAUUUGCAGUACUCUUUCAAUACGACAGUACUUUCAAUACUUUUAGCCGUUUCAGCUGAGGGGAAACAGUGAGACGCAAACAGGAGAGCCCGAGGAGUGGGGGCCUCCUCGAGGGCCACCAAACGCAUCUUGCACGUAUUGUCAGUCGGGACAAUACCUGUACGGCAUGCUACAACCUGCAGCUUGACCUCUCGUUGAACUACAGCACAAUACGAAACCCAGAUUUAACACACACACACACACACACACACAAACACACACACACACGCCCCACAUGACUCUCUUUGUUUCUUCGGAGCCAGGCGGAGGGUACGGCUUCAGUCGUCAUGUUCACACCCUUCCUGACACAGCGAGUGAACAUCCUGCCCUCCUAUUGGUCUGCUGCUCAUCUGGACUGUGUGUGUGUGUGUGUGUGUGUGUGUAAGGGUCUGAUGGCGUAUGUUCUUGCCCAUUUGUUAAUAAUUAAAGGCCAACUUGUCAGACUGUGGACUUUAAUCAGGGCACACACACACACACACACACACACACACACACACACACACACACACUGCCCCGCUCAUAAACACACUCGUCCGGGUACAAACACAGAGUCAUCGCAGCUGCACCUGGCCGUCACAGGCCAAGGUAACCGAAACCACCUUUGAAACCACCUCACACGCUUUUGAUCCAAACACUCAACAGACCUUAAUGGGUGACAUGUGUGUGUGUGUGUGUGUGCAUGUGGUACUCUCACUAUCAUCUUUUUGACACUGUGCAGCUUUUAGACACACCACACACACACACACUGGAGGAGUCUCGUAAAAACGUCCCCGUCAUAAAGUUUUCUGUGCUGUCAGGCGGACGAGUGAGCAGGAAGAGCUUUCAGGUCUUGGAUGCUGAAAGUGGAGGGGAGGAACAAAGUCUUGGGGAGGGAGAGAGAGAGAGAGAGAGAGGGAGAGAAAGAGAUGUUUGGCUAUUGUCUGACGUGAUUUACUGACAGUUCUCACUCACUCGCGUGGAAACACACAUUUCAAACACCUAGACUAAACUUCUAAACCUUGUCUGGCGCUUCCCUCCAACUUUACGUGAUUUACUUUUCAUCCCUUUUCAAAGGCACUGUGUAUGUGUGUGUGUAUGUAUGUGUGUGUAUGUGUGUGUGUUGUGUGUGCGUGUGUGGGUGGGUGUAUUUAUGUGUGGGUGAGUGUAUCUAUUUCACUUUGCAGUUGUGCUGUUUAUUUCAUUAUCUUCAGCCUUUAGAGAAGGAGGGAGCGUUACGAGUUAUUGACUGUGCAGUGAAAUAUGGAAACCAGGACACUGGUGGAAUGAGCCUGGCCUGGGCAGCCAUGCUGAUGUAUGACUACCCUCUGAAGACAGACAUGGAGACGUCAUUCUACUCUUCGUUAGUGAAAACCACGGAGCAGUACGGAGUGAUCUUCUCCCACCCCACCCACAUCUACCAUCCGGUGCACAUGCCCGCCUUCGCCCAGCCCCACAUGCCCAGCAACCCCACGCACGCCCAGCUGGAGCCCGUGGACCUGUCGGUCAGCAAGCGCUCCUCCUCCUCCUCCUCCCCGCCCUGCUCCUCCGCCUCCUCCUCCCCGGCCUCCUCACGCAGCUCCCCGCCCUCCCCCUACAGCGCGGCAAGCCGCGCCUCCCCCCGCUGCUCCACCCCGCACGCCCAGCUGCGCUCCUCGCCCUCGCACGCUCUCCCGCCUCCCACGCCCUCACUCCCCUACCAUAGUGCAAUGGUGACCCCACUGAUGAGCUCGGGGACUGGGGUCAUCCAUGGGUCGGGGGUCAUGAUGUCUCCGGUCAUGGUGCCUCUGUCUGUCCUCUACCCCUCGCCUCUCCACCUGCACCAGUCGAUAUUGGUGAGCCCACCAGUCGCCAGUGACGACGACCAUCAUCGGAGCAGGGAGCACAAGACAGGUCACUGCGGCAACUCCCACGACCUGCACAAGCCAAUCAAGACGGAGCCCCGCUCUGAGCUCGCUCACGACCUCCACGGCGGCCGCGAGAUGAAAUCGUCAAUCAGGAUCCAGCAUGAGUACGGGUGCAACAACCCGUCCGUCAUCGUUCAUUCGGGCGCCAAGCAUCCCCCCCCGGCCGAGUCUCCGGACACGCUGAAAAAGCGCAGGAUCCACCGCUGCGACUUCAACGGCUGCAACAAAGUGUACACCAAGAGCUCCCACCUCAAAGCACACCGCAGGACACACACCGGCGAGAAACCCUACAAGUGCUUGUGGGAAGGCUGCACGUGGAAGUUCGCCCGUUCGGACGAGCUGACGAGGCACUUCCGGAAGCACACGGGGGUCAAGCCGUUCCAGUGCCCCGACUGCGAACGCAGCUUUUCCCGAUCCGACCACCUGGCUCUGCACAAGAAGCGCCACCUCCUGGUGUGAGAGACCCUCCCGAGAUCCGCGGGGGCGGCUUGAGAAGGAGACCCGGUGCUGAGUGUUUGACGUUGGACUGUACCACUUCGACUUGUGGGAUGGGAUUUGAAAAGAGUUGGCCUUACACGUUGGACUCCGGCGGGGAAACGUUCCUCCCGGUGCAGGUUUAUACCCUUUCGCCUCAUUGGCCCCCGAAAGUUAGCCGGCGUCAGUCUGUUUAUCACGAAAACGCCACGCACCAUCCUGCAGAUAGAUAAUCAGCACGGGUUGACUUUAUCAUUACAAAUUAAAAAAUGGUCAGCUGGGGAAGGCCCAGACACUUAAAAAAAAUAGAAAAAGAGACCACUGCAUCUCAGCUGGCCUGAGAGGCAGCGCCCUCUGGUGGCCGCAGAACCAAACAGCACCAACACCCGCUCAGCCACACACAGCACGCUCAAGCUUCUUCAUUACAUCAUCUCUCCUUAUCUCUGCAUGCAGUCAAGUAAAGAUUGUGGACUUAAACACCCCCACACACACAUACACACACACACACACACACACACACACAAACGUUAUUUUCUAGCUGGGCCAAUAUAAUGUGAAACUCCAGAAUGUAUCAUAGCUCACCUACUUUGUAUUGUGUCAUACCUUCUCACCCUGUGACGUAACACAAACUCCACCUUCAUGAAUCCAAACACCACACACACCUCAACAGCCUCUGAAAGGUUAAAUCAUGAAGUGACUUUAAAAAAUCCACAACAACAAAACAGGUAGCCAUUGCUUUCUUUCUCUUUGUACAUACGUGCACAUGUUUAACGGCACACAGACACAUGUCUGGUGUUUUUUUGUUUUAAAUUUAAAGAAAAGUGGGACUCGUUCCUUGUCGGAGUGAAGUGUUUUUUUAUGUUUUCAUUCAGAAAUGUGAACGUUGCUGCACCGGGGCAUUAUUGUGUGAGCGAGGAAAGGACAGCACUUGGUGGGUUGAUGGGUAGAAGCAAUGAUGUGUCUUAUAUCAAGUUUAUGUAUCUAUAUAUAUGAACUAUUGUGAUACAAUGGUAGCCUUCUUUUUUGUAUUACACGUUUAUAUGGGAAAAAUGCAAAGAGCAAAGCAGGGAAAUUUGCUCUUUGGCUUUUCAGGAGCAGAUGAGGUCCAUUCCAGCCAGCCAGCCGGGAUGUAUGGAAUAAAAGUAUAAUAUUCAUAAGGUCAUAAGAUAUAUUCUCCUACUACACCGUCACAUUUUUAGAGCACAACUUUUACAGCACAACAAGAAAAUAGGUUUUGCUUAUCGAGUUUUUUGUAUAUAUAUAUAUAUAUAUGUAUAUAUGUAUGUAUGUAUAUAUAUAUAUUUAUAUAUAUAUAUAUAUAUAAACAUUCCCAAAGGCAAACAUUUUCUCAUCAUAUCUAAUCUGUUUCUCUAUUCACCUGCUGGUCAGUUUGAUCGGAAACAUUAAACUUAAAGUCUUGGUUUGUCAUUUCCUAAUCAUGUAAUAUCAUGUGUGAUCCUACACACAUGUAUAUCCCACACACACCAAAUGUAGCGGCUAUACUGAUCUGCAUUUUUGCCUGUUUUUUGUAUUUCUGCAAAUAUAAGUUCUAAUAUAUAUGUAUAUAUAUAUACAUAUAUAUUUUAUAAUUGAUUAUUAGACUGAAAGGGCAAUUAAAGGUUUUUAUUAAGCAUGAUUUUGAUACUCUCAUAAUAAUGGAUAUUAUACAUUUUCUAUAAUGUUCUGUAAUAAACCCGAUCUCUUUUUAAUCUAAACAUUGGCAAUUCAAAGGGAACAUGUUAAACUGUGAACAUAUAACUGUACAGGUCUAUCUGAAAUUUUUGCAUAUAUUUUAAGAAAGAAUAUUCAUACCACUUAAUAAACUUAUUGAUAAUA
Messenger RNA from Pseudoliparis swirei, 5453 nucleotides. RefSeq names its product Kruppel like factor 3 (basic) (gene klf3). Gene Ontology annotation, biological process: regulation of transcription by RNA polymerase II. The coding region runs from base 2349 to 3602 and encodes 417 amino acids. Lineage: Eukaryota; Metazoa; Chordata; Actinopteri; Perciformes; Liparidae. The record is from RefSeq and is a predicted model, not a curated record. The transcript has 6 exons. Gene Ontology annotation, molecular function: RNA polymerase II cis-regulatory region sequence-specific DNA binding; DNA-binding transcription factor activity, RNA polymerase II-specific.